Molecule: messenger RNA, 2256 nt
Organism: Abrus precatorius (Indian licorice)
Lineage: Eukaryota; Viridiplantae; Streptophyta; Magnoliopsida; Fabales; Fabaceae
Exons: 1
Coding region: 176-1978 (600 amino acids)
Cellular component (GO): membrane
Source: RefSeq, a predicted model, not a curated record
CCUGAGUCAGACCAUAAUCAUUUAUUCCGUGUGCAACUUUUUUUUAUCCUCACAUGUAGGGAAAUAAUCUUCAUGCUUUAUCCAUAUAGACCCACCCCAUAAUAUAUACUUGCUCCUCCCUUCCCUCAAUUACCUCAUUACCUCAGCACCGUUAUCCACAACAACAACAGGGGAAAUGGUGGUGGGCGAGUUCACUAGUGUUGGUUUGAGAGCAAUGAAGACAUCCUUCAGCUACCAUGUUCUCACCGGUCGUUGGUUCAUGCUAUUUGCAUCCUUACUAGUCAUGGCCGUUGCUGGAGCAACCUACAUGUUUGGCAUAUACUCCAACGAGGUGAAAACCUCUUUGGGCUAUGACCAGUCCACACUCAACUUGCUAAGCUUCUUCAAAGACCUCGGUGCCAACGUUGGUGUCAUAUCGGGGUUGAUCAACGAAAUAACUCCACCUUGGGUGGUUCUCUCAAUUGGGGUCAUCAUGAACUUCUUUGGCUACUUCAUGAUAUAUCUUGCUGUCACUGGCCGCAUUGCCAAACCCCAAGUUUGGCAAAUGUGUCUCUACAUUUGCAUAGGUGCAAAUUCUCAAACUUUUGCCAACACAGGUGCUUUAGUCACGUGUGUCAAGAACUUCCCAGGAAGCCGGGGUAGUAUUCUAGGCCUAUUAAAAGGUUAUGUUGGUCUAAGUGGUGCCAUCAUCACACAACUCUACCAUGCCUUCUAUGGUGAUCAAAAUCCCCAAGCUCUUAUUUUGCUCAUUGCUUGGCUCCCCGCAGCGGUUUCCUUCCUUUUCCUUCCAACAAUUCGGAUAUUGAACACUUUACAACAACCUAAGGAGAACAAAGUUUUCUACAACCUUCUAUAUAUUUCACUUGGCCUUGCUGGGUUUCUCAUGGUUUUGAUUGUUAUUCAAAACAAGCUCAGUUUUUCAAGGAUUGAGUACAUAGCCGAUGGCCUUGUGGUUCUUUUCUUUCUUCUUCUCCCACUUGUUGUGGUUUUUAGAGAGGAAUUCAACCGUUGGAAGCAAGGAAAAGUGACCGAUUCAGUACCCCAAUUGAAAGUAGUCACUCAAGUUCCACCUCCAAACGUGGCAUCAACCUCUACCACAAGCUCACACGAGAAAAAUUCUUGUUUGGGGAGCAUACUCAAACCCCCAAAUAGAGGAGAAGACUACACCAUUUUGCAAGCCUUGUUUAGUAUUGACAUGCUAAUUCUUUUCAUUGCAACAACUUUUGGUGUUGGUGGAACAUUAACGGCCAUAGACAACCUAGGACAAAUUGGACACUCCUUGGGAUACCCAAGUAAGAGCACUACAACCUUUGUUUCCUUAGUGAGCAUAUGGAACUACUUGGGACGAGUAGUGUCUGGCUAUGUCUCCGAAAUUUUCUUAACCAAAUACAAAUUCCCUCGUCCCUACAUGCUCACUCUAGUCAUGCUUCUCUCUUGCGUUGGCCAUAUUCUAAUUGCCCUUGGUGUUCCAAACUCUCUCUAUUUCGCUUCAGUGAUUAUUGGGUUUUGUUUUGGAGCUCAAUGGCCAUUAGUAUUUGCAAUCAUAUCAGAAAUCUUUGGGCUCAAAUACUACUCCACGUUGUACAAUUUGGGAGCGGCGGCAAGUCCCGUUGGGUCUUACAUUCUAAACGUGAAAGUAACUGGUUCUUUGUAUGAUAAAGAGGCUUUGAAACAAUUGAAGGUCAAAGGGCUCACAAGACAAGCUGGGAAGGACUUGACUUGUGUGGGAGUGCAAUGUUAUAGAAUGGCUUUUAUCAUAAUCACGGCUUCAACGCUGAUUGGUUGUUUUGUUUCGUUCAUUUUGGUGCUAAGGACAAGAAAAUUUUACCAAAGUGAUAUCUAUAGCAAGUUCAGGGCUGAACUUGAAACAGCAGAGAAUGAGACGGUGAUUACCAAAAGUGGUAAUGUUCUGUUUGAAACUGAAGGACACGCUACCACGAGCGGCUCAGAGGAUCAUGCUAGAAACACUGCAAAGUGAAGUUUGUUUAAUUAAGGUUUAGCUACAAUUAAUUAAUGCCUGGAUUUUUCUUGGACAUUAAUUAAGUUCGAUACUGUAGAAUUAUUGAUAUAUAUAUAGAUAGUAGUUGCUUGUGUCACUCGGCGAAAAUAUUUCUUUUUUGAAAUGAAAAUGCUGCAUGCGUUUAGGUGUUUGAUUCAAUUUUGGAAUUUCAGUAUUUGAGAGAGUGCUGUUUUUAGGCUGUUUUUCAUUAUACUUUGUUUUACAAGCAUUAAAAAGCAUCAAUUUUUAAUGUUAUC